Messenger RNA from Magallana angulata, 6972 nucleotides. RefSeq lists its product as uncharacterized. NCBI's taxonomy places the organism in Eukaryota, Metazoa, Mollusca, Bivalvia, Ostreida, Ostreidae. The transcript is spliced from 18 exons. Bases 961 to 4761 code for a protein of 1266 amino acids. Gene Ontology annotation, biological process: protein phosphorylation; intracellular signal transduction. The record is from RefSeq and is a predicted model, not a curated record. Gene Ontology annotation, cellular component: cytoplasm. Gene Ontology annotation, molecular function: ATP binding; protein serine/threonine kinase activity.
UUAAUGUCAAACUGUGUUGACUCAGGUGUGGCGAAAUUCGAUGUAACGAUUCGGUUUUACAGCCAUGAUCAGGGUUAUCCCUUAUGUCGCUCUCGAGCCUUUGGCUCAUCCAUAAUCUAUGCGCUCUGCGGUAUCAGGUAAUGUACCCAAGGUAUCAUUGCGACACGUGUUAGGUAUGUCGUCUGCUAUCAGACGCCCGAGCACCGAGUAGUCGCGCUUGAGGUACAGAUGCUGGAACUAUUGACUAUUCAUGCAACAGUAGACGUUACAAUGCAAUAUGUGGCGAUAGAAAAAAAUCGAACAAGUCCGAUUGAUGCUCUGUUGUCAUGGCUUCACAAUUCCAUCUACCAUAUUAUCAUAUUAAAUGCAGAUAAAAUUUUCAUGAAGAGCCGAGUCACAUGACAGUGCAGUAGAGCAAUAUUUGCGAACAUGAAAAAAUGGUCGAAAAGGAUGCACAAUUUGUAACAAGUGGUUCGAAGGUCCUCCACGUAGAUAGGAAGCAUCGGCAUUAUUUUUUGCGCAGGAAAUCGAAUUCUGAUUCAAGAAUAGUGUUAGUUAGCUAUUGAUCCGCAAAGUCCGUGGUAUGCUGCAUUCAACAAGCACACAUUACUCGAUAUUGACGCACAAAACGUCAUGCAAACUGUUGGAAUUUGUGUUUUCGGAGUAUUUAGACGAUUUCACAGUGGUCCCAGAAAAUAUUCUAGUUCAAGGAAUCCCAGUUUUAAUUGACAGCAGUUUCCCGUAAGUUUAGCAUCGUGUUCUUGUGGUGGACUUGUGAUGCUGUAAUGUAACUCCCUGCUCAGCGUGAUAAUUGUAGUUGUACAAAGAGAAAUUAAAAGCUGAUGAUUAUGUCCUUUUAUGCGAAAUUAUUAAAGUCAUCGUAUAAAACCAAGGAAGAAUUCUUCGGCUUUGAUCAGGAUUUAUGUCAGGUAUGGAAUAUAACAUCCCUGUGAAAGAGUCAUGGGGAAGAAAAUACAGUGUCUCGGCCGGUAUGUUAUGGACUGCCAAACUCUUGGCAAGGGUAGCUUUGCGCGGGUAGAGCUAGCAACUCAUGGGGUCACAGGAUGCAAGGUUGCAAUUAAGAUAGUUGAUACCCGUAAGAUCAAAGAUGAAUAUUGUCGGCAGAAUCUGCACAGGGAGGCCAGGAUUUUGGCCCAGCUUCGCCACCCAAAUAUCGUCAGGCUGUAUGAGACUUUGAAGGCCACCACCCUGUACUGUCUGGUCCUGGAGUGUGCUCUGGGUGGAGACUUGAUGACGUUUAUCAGGACACAAAAACAGUUCUGUUUGCCGGAGGAGAGGGCCCGAGACUUCUUCAGACAACUUGUAUCUGCCGUGCAUUAUCUCCAUGAGAGAGGGGUAGCUCACAGGGAUUUAAAAAUGGAAAACAUCAUGCUUGAUGAGAAGAAAAAGAAUAUCAAAAUAGUGGAUUUUGGUCUUAGUAACACCUAUAACAAAGAUGAGUUGAUGAGGACACGAUGUGGAUCCCUGGAAUACGCAGCUCCAGAACUAUUCAAUCCGUCGGAAAAGUAUGGUCCAGAGGUGGAUGUGUGGGCUGUUGGAAUCAUAACAUAUGCAAUGGUGAUAGGAAAGCUGCCAUUCACCACACCAUACACGGACCAAUAUAGGAGACAGAAGCUGCUACAACAGGUGGAGAAAGGGAUCACAGAGCCACAACUCAAGGAGAUGUGUCAUCUCUCAGAAGAAUUGAAACAGUUGCUCUGCAAACUGUUGGAACCUAAUCCUAGUCACCGCCUGCCGCUGAUGGAUGUAGAGAUUCACCCGUGGGUGACUUGUGAUGCCAAAAUGCCUUUCUACCCAUUUCAUGCCUUUCCAAGGGACAAAUUGCUCAAGUCCCAGGAAGCCAUUUUAGAAGAGUUAGAAAAUGAGGUUAUUGACGAGUUGACAGAAAUGAUGAACAUGAACAAGGAGCAGGUAGAGAAGACAGUUCAUGAGAGUAAAUGUGAUGAACUCUCCGCUAUGUUUAACAUGAUGAUGGAUAACAAAAGGAAAGACAAAGGGGUAUUUGACCUGGACUACACAAGCUUCCAUGAAAAGAGAAGAGAGAAAAGAGAACCUAAAGGUACCAAGCAUAAAAAGAAAGUUGUACAAAAUCAGCAAAAUCUGUCAGAAAGUGUGAUUUCUCAAGAGGUUGACUUGGAAGAGGUCAAAGUCCAGGAUGAUUGCCAAAAUGCCAACCAUACCAAUAGUUUACCAUACAUUGAAGCAGCUACCUCCAAUGAUCAUAAAGAGGACCACGGGGCGCCUAUGACAGAGGCGGAGAAGUUACAGGCGGCUCACGAUCACAAGGUCAGCACUGCGUUUGACUUCAUGGCUCUCUGUAGUGCUCCAACAUGGCUAGAGGGGAAGAAGAGGAAAUCUCGUCGAAGAAAAAAUCCAUUGCAUUCUCCUUUACCCUCAGCUGCGACAGAGGCGGACUCUGUUCAACAUUCUACUGAAACACUGGCCAUCACUCAGGGAACCCCAGACAACCCUAACCUUCUGUCUCCAAGUCAGGCCCAGCCGUACAACCGCCGGUCCCUGCGACGGAGAUCAUCUAAAAGAAGGCCUGGUCCUAGAUCCAGCUCCUAUGGCCCGGGCCACCGACGGACCAACAGUAUGAAGGAACAAAAAUGUUCCUCACAGCCGAACAGCCCUGUCCUACUCGUCAAUCCAGAAAUCAAGAUUGAUCCUCCAAUCAGUGCAAAUCAAACCCCGCGAUCGUCCAGGAGUCCCUUCCAUUCUGGUUCAGUGACACUGUUGGUGCCUAACCAGAAGCAGCAUAGGUCCUGCAGUGAUAUGACUGACGACGAGUCUCACGAUGAAAGUGAUCCCAAUUACUCUGACUCCUCCUGUCCAAAUUCUGCUGGUUACAUUCAUCCAGAUGAAAUCAUUCCUGUGUUUGAAAGUAAAACCACCACCUCUACUGCUGAAGUACAUUCCAGGCAAUCAAAAUCCCUGUUAGGAGCUGUGCAUCAGGACUCAGUGGAGGCAAAGAUAGCUUCUGCAGACAUCAAAGCAAUCGUUAGACCUAAGCACAAAGUGAUCUCUGCUGCAGGAAAUGGACACAUUCAGACCACUGUCAAUCAUUGUGUAAAGAGUGAAAACGAGUGCAAUUAUUCCUCUUCUGGUUCUUGUGAUGAAAAAUAUUCUAUGCAAAAGAGUGACGUUCAGGUUUUGUCGGAAAGUGAUAGUCAUGAUGAGGCCUGCGGUGGGUGUGACCAAGUAGAUGGCAAUAUGCCAACCACAUCUCAGGAUAUUGGAGUGGUUUGUCUUUCAGAUGUUGAGUGUUCGGAGGACCAGUCGGAUAGUCGAACCAAUCUGUUGGAUGUAGAGACUCCAAGUUCUGUGGUCAAGGAAAUCCAUCAUCCACUGAAAGGAAGGCGGAUUAAUUCCAAAGACCAGACAGAGAAUACCAUUUUAAUAGACUUGAAACGCAACAGAACAAGCAUGCCUCAAAAGUUAGGUUUGAAAUUGCCAGUGGUGAAAAACUUUCCUAACAAACAAAGUGUUCAUGCCAAAGAUAUUGCCAAUGAAAGCAGUAGUGAUGUAAAUGAACCAGAGUCUUCUACACACGCAAAUCUUCCCGAGGACAAACUCAGUCCUCUCACUCCAUCUGAGAGCUACUCAAAACACUUGUACAAGUUUGCCAUGCCCAAUACCCCAACAAGGAACAUGUUUAAAACUCCUCUUGCUCGUAUAGAGAGCUUCCACAGUGAUGACUUUGAUUACUUGCUCUCUAAUCCGGAAUUAAAAUCAACAGCCACCACCCCUUCUAGCUGUGUGCAAACCCCUACUUUACCUUGCUUUGGAUAUAAACUCAAUUUAAAAAAGAAAAAUGCAAAAUUAAAAUCUGAAAAAGCUAAACAGAAAUCAUCUCUUACAAAUGCACGAGGAAACAUGAAAUAUGCAAGUGAAGGUCCAGAAGUUUCAGAGUGUCAGAGUAUUUCCUCUGAUCGUUUGUCCAUUGGUGCUGGGAAUGAUCCAAGUAGAACAGAUGAUGGUUUAGAAAAGGGCUCAACUGUCAGCAAAGCCAAAAUACACCCAAUGGAUAGAGAAGACCAGGAAACGGAACUCUUAAUCAAAGGAUCCAAGGUUUCAUUGUCAAACCAGAAGAACCGCUGCCUGGCCAAUUGUGACACUAGUGAUAAUGAAAUCAAGGGCAAGAAUAGUCAGAACUGCUCUGACAAAAAUGGCAAACACAACACAGAAAGCAAAAAAUUGAUCAAAUGUUCACCCUGGAAACAUGGCUUUGUACAGUUUUUAAGGAAGAAGAAGCCCAGUCAUCCCCAUCGUAGUCAAAACAACAACGACUCAGUGCAUUCCAAUCACUACGUAGACUCGCGCAAUGGGCAUGCUCGACUAGGCUGCAACAGUGCUCACCUGCGAACCAACCAAGAGGACAGCAGCAGUGAAAUGGAGACUGCCUUCUCUCCUUCCCCAAUCCCUGUGUUUUCUGAUAAUUUGGAGGUCCACUCCUCUCCAGUUCCCGGUCAAGUAACCCCCUCCCCUACACCCACCAAAGUCUUUGAUUUCACUGUGGUCUCCUCAGAAUCUCCUCAAGCUAAGUCGUGCCUUCUGAGUUGGAAAGGGUGCCGGGACUGUACCUACAGCGAUGACCAGCAGUCAGAUGAUGGUCAAGGGAGUGAAUGCACCUUUAGAUUUGAACAGAGUGUGGAUGUAGCAAUCAAAACAUCUAUGUCAAUUAAAAAUGUACAGGAUGCCAAGAAGUAUUCUGCCUACAAGAAAUAUGCUCACACGUGACAGACUGAUGACACAGAAAAAUUGGCAUUGCAAGCUUGUGUACUUGUGAUAAUGUAGCCUCAUAUGUGUUCAGUCUCUUUAGUUUUUGUAGUCAUGGUGACAGAUUCAGAGAGAGGCUAGAAUGACAACACAGCCCAAGUGGACAUGAGGAGAUACGGAUGAUCAUCCCAUUAACCCAUUUGGUGUGGUUUUCUCUGAAUCUGUCAGUUUUUGGUCACCUUUUUCAUUAUAUUAUAUUUUCUAAAAUUGAAAAAAAUAUAUAUAACUGAUUUUCAUUUGAUUUUCAUGAAUAAUCAUUGUGACAAAUUAUGUCAAGUAUAUAUCAAGUGACAUGUCAUUUUGCUCUGUUACUUUGAGCUGUUGACUUAUUUUUCCCUGUGGCACCAUCAUAUAGAUAGAAUAAUCAAUCUAGAGCAUUAUAUUACAUUAUUGAUGUUAUUGUCAUGUACAGCUUUAACUUUUUUGUAUUUUUGUAUAUUUAGAUCAUGAAACUCAAAUCCAUAUAGUCCUCAUGUUUUAAUCACAGUUAGCCAUUCCAAGCCAUGUUGAUAUUUGUUUGAACCUAUUUUAUGGACAUGCACAACAAAUUGGACACAGAUUAACAAACUGGCAGUCCUUUCCCAAUUGUUAAAUCACAAUUUACUCAUUUGAUUUUUUGUACACUAAACUUAUUGGUUGUGACAUACAUUAUUUUAAAGUCUCUACAGUACCCAAGCAAGGUUGCACAUUUUUAAAUGCGAUACUUUGAUUUCAUUAUAAAAAUUAAAGUAUAAAGCCCCUUUUUUUUACAUUAGCAGACUCUUAGAUUUUCUAUUACAUGUACCAAAAAGGACAUUAUGAAAAACAUAUCCUCUGAUGCAGGAAAAACUAGUUUUGUCCAUUUUACAAUAAGUACAGCUCUAAUGUUCCUCAGUAGAAAUUUUUGUCAUUAACAUUUUUACCACAAAAUUUAGGGAUAUCAAACAAAAAUGGAUUGUUUUGAUUUUUAAAGUCUUUAGCUAUCAUAUAUACAUUAGAAAACUCAGAUCCUAUCAAAAUAAUUAACAAUAAAAAAUCAGUCCUAUCCUUAUCAUGAUUAAACAUUUUGGUGCUCUUUAUACUUGAAGAAGAAACAAAACUGAGUACCAUUUCAUUGUGCUUCCAUUUGACCUUGUUUCACGAUCCUGGGUGUAUACACCAAUUUGUUGACUUUUUUUAUUUUGUUAUUUAUCUGUGAUAUACUGUAUUGUUUACUGUUUUAUUGUCACAGUGUGUAUUUCAAUUUACUUUGUCUUGAUCUGAUCUCCACAAUUCCAGAAAUACAAUGUUAUAUUGAUGCUAUUGUAUCUAGGUGUCUGUUGAGAUUUUUCUCUCCUUUUUAUUCAAUUUUGUGAUUUAUUGAAGAAUGCUGAAAUAUCCAGACUUUUGUUUAUUUCUACUUUAUUGGCCAUUUUUGUUUUUUGCAUUUUGAAAACAGAUUGUUAUUAUACUAGUGAAUUAAUACUAGUUUGUAUCUGUUGAACGUUUGGGAUAUAUACCAAAAUUCACAACUUUAUGAUCCAUGCAUGUAGUCCCUGUGCUUGACCCAGUAAAUUAGUAGUACUAUAUACCUCAUGUGUUAAUUUUUAUGUGUUAGUUCUUCUUUUUAAUGUGUACUGUUUAAAAAAACUCAACACACAUAAAUAUGCAAUGUACAUUAUACAAUUCAAGAGUUGUCAAACAUUUUACAGAAUAGUCAAAACUCUGACAGUUUAUGUAAUCAUGAAUGACAAGCGUAUUUCUUCACUUUGACCACGUGUCUAUCAUUCUUCCUUUUCAGACAUAUUAGUUCUUCAUUCUGACUUCACCCUACCUUACAAUUGUGAUAUCGUACACUGACUUGUAUACAAUUUACCACUUCAGUCUUCACCAUGGCAACAACGAGGCUGUGCUUCUGUCUGGUUCCCACUCAUAUUCCCCCGUGUCUGUCUGGUACCCACUCACUCCUCAUGUUUUGUGAUUUAAGUGUUAAUUGUUUGAUCAACGUUUCAUGUGAUUUACCCAUUUCUUUCAAAGAUAUUUAUAUCAAUACCAGUUUAUACAUAUUUCCAGUUGUACUAUGGUGUUUCGUCAUCAUGUUUUACCUUUGACCUUUCAGAGGUCAGACUAUGGAAUUUGUUACGAAUUGUCUUGUUUUACUGAUACUGUAUGUAGACAUCAUAAAUAAUUAUAAUAAAACUACUGUUCACAACG